This is a messenger RNA of Amphibalanus amphitrite, 2478 nucleotides long. RefSeq names its product chondroitin sulfate N-acetylgalactosaminyltransferase 2-like. The transcript has 3 exons. Lineage: Eukaryota; Metazoa; Arthropoda; Thecostraca; Balanomorpha; Balanidae. Bases 199 to 1680 code for a protein of 493 amino acids. The record is from RefSeq and is a predicted model, not a curated record. Gene Ontology annotation, molecular function: glucuronosyl-N-acetylgalactosaminyl-proteoglycan 4-beta-N-acetylgalactosaminyltransferase activity. Gene Ontology annotation, cellular component: Golgi cisterna membrane.
UCUCACUCCUCUUCCCGCGUGCGUCUUCCCUCUCCCCGUGUGUGACGUGUGUGUUUUAGUGCGCCCGUGGAGUAUGACGCGGACGGCGGACGUCACUAUCGCCGAUAGCCCGGCGGCUAUCGGUGCCGUGUCGCGGCGGCCGGGGAGCGCGCUGUGCCGGGCGGCGGGCGGACCGGGGCGGCGCGCGCGUCAGUCAGGAUGCGGGUGUCGUGGCGGCGGCUGACGCUCGGCGUCAGUCUGCUGGCGGGCGCUCUGGUGUUCCUCGCGCUGACAGAAACAGAGACCGUGCACCGGCGCAGGGCGGCCAGGAGCAGGGUGACGGCGCCGGUGGUGACGACGACCACGACCGAACGGCAGGCGCCAGGUCCCGAGUACGUGGCGGUGGGCUCUCUGACGCAGGAAGAGAAUGGCUCGCGGUUCGAUAUCCCGCCCGGGGUCGAGCCGUACCCGUGGCACUUUUUCGAGCUGUCCCGCUGGCGACGUCAGGUGAUCGAGCCGGGCGCCACCAAGGUGCAGCGCGCACCCCGCGACGGGCCCGAGACGUUCGAGCUGCUGACCGUGGUGAACGCCUCGCUGGCCGAGCUGCGACGUCGCACCGGCGACACGAGCUUCACGCGCUCGGACGCGCUCGGAGGUCGCUACCGCUUCUUGCCGGGCGCCGGAGUGCAGUAUGAGCUCUACUUUCGCACGCGCGACUCGGGUCCGACGGGCUUCCACACAGUGCGCGUGACCCGGCCCCUAGCGCUGCCGCGAGUGCAGUACGGCGGCAGCGGGGGCUACGAGGUGGUCAACAUCAUCCUGCCGUACUUCAACCGGCUGCACACGCUCCGCCAGUUCCUCGGCAGGUUCGCCAAGUUGGUGGAGAAGCGGGAGCAGGUGGUGUUGACUAUCGUCCGGUACAUGGACGGCUUUCCGCCCAUGAGUGCCGACCAGGCGCGCAAAGACCGCGACGGAGUCUCUGCACUCGUCAGCGAGAUCAACAUGCGCUUGUCCAGCGUCAGUGCAGUGCCCAGGGUGCGUCUGAUCGAGAAGUCGGGGGUCUUCUCGCGUGGCGCAGCGCUCAUGGAGGGCGCGCGCGCGUGGGACACCACCGAUGACGUGCUGCUAUUCCUCUGCGAUGUGGACAUGCUGUUCGGAGAGAGUUUCCUGCAGAGGUGUCGUACAAACACCAAGCCAGGCCACCAGGCCUACUUCCCCAUAGUCUUCAACACAUACAACCCGCAUAUCGUCUUCGACGUCAUCAAAAAGAAGAUGGUCCCGAUUCUGACAAGCUACGAAAAGAAAACGCUCAUUGAUCGCGAGAAGGGCUACUGGAUUGACUUUGGGUUCGGCAUGAGCUGUCAGUACCGAUCUGACUUUACCCGACUGACUGGCAACUUCUUCAACAUCUCCGGCUGGGGCCUGGAGGAUGUCCGGUUAUACCAACAGUUCACCAAGAGCAGUGUGGAGAUUGUGCGCAUGCCCGACCCGGACUUGGUGCACGUCUACCACAAGAAACAGUGCAACAAGACUGAGGUCGGCAAACGCUUCAACUCCUGCCUGAAGUCGAAGGCGAUGAACGAGGCCUCCCAGCUCGGCUGGGGCCUGUGGGUGUACAAACACAUGGGCGACACAGACGAUAUUGAGGAGUUCCUCAAAGUGUUCCGCGCCGGACCGCCGCAGAGGGACAGCGGCCGGUAGCGCCGACUGCCGUCACAUUGUUGCGUAGUGACUGUUUUGACUGUGAUGUCCGACAACAUCGAACACUGCCCACCGGUGUGCUUGAACUAUAGCCGGAUUUUUAUACCUGUCUGGUCGUUUUAAGUGCACUUAUGAUGAAUACGGCACGAGACGAGCGAUAGGAAUGAAUAGGAGGUCAAUAACUAAAACCAAGAUAUUUUCGGCUGACCAGCGUCGUGUUAAAGCUACUGAGGCUUCGCGUGUGGUUUUCACGAAAGUGCUUAAAAAGAUUAGACAGGCUUAACAAAUCGGACUAUAACUACUUGACGCUAGGCUCAUCAUAUUGAUCCCGCAGUGAAGUGCCCGGAAGAACGUUAACUCUGAAGUCAAGCCCCUUCGGAGAGUGCCAGUGCUCACUGAUGUGUUUGCGGGCAUCAUGGCGCGGCGCUCGUUACGCGGGCAGCGGAUUUGCUCCAAGUGACGCCGCUAUCACAUUUGGUGAGCACACGAGCUGUGUUUGACUUAGAUAGUGUUUGUGCGGUGACGGAAUAUCUGCGGGCUGCACUGUGCUGAGAGUUUUGUCAUCUGGCGUACCAGGAAUAAGCGUGGAUUCUCUUCUCACUAACUGGGAGCGAUAUGGACUCGUUACAAGUUAAUAUUUGCUCCUGGGUCUGCUGUCAGAUAACAUUUCCCCGCGCGUGAAAAUGUAUGUCUCAAUAUUGCGUUAGCACUGCAAUAUUGUGUUCGCACUGUCUUGAACCAAUUGAAGAAAGUGUUUCAUACGGGUGUAUAUACAAUAUAUAUUGAGUCAUGUUAUGA